AUGGGGCGGGAAGGGAGGAGGGAUAGUAGAGAGGGGUGGAGGGUAGGUCAGGGAGAGGCGAGGAGGGGAGAGGAGAUUGCGGUGGGGGAGGUGGAGGGUGAGGGAGGUGAGGGAGGUGUGGGGCUGGGUGGGAUGGGUGAGAGGAGUGGUGGGGUGGAUGGCCGGGGGGCGGCAUUUUUUGGUGCUAAUGGGCAUGGGUUGGCAGGUGAUGGUGGGUCCGAGAGGGAUGCGAGAGUCUAUGGGAUCUCUCAAAACUCAGAUAUGAGGAUGGGUGAUGGCGGCUGGAAUGGAAAGGGAGAGUUGGGGGGAGCUAGUGGGGGAGGAGAGGGGAGGAGUGAGAGAGAGGAUGGGGAGUUUGAGGAAGAUACAGGGGAGGAGGGAGGAGGAGGAGGAGGAGGAGGAGGAGGAGGAGGAGGAGGAGGAGGAGGAGGAGGAGGAGGAGGAGGAGGAGGAGGAGGAGGAGGAGGAGCGAGAGGGCAAGAGGGAGGGGAUGCUCUAAAUGGAGGAGGGAAAGGACAAGGAGUGAAUGGAGGGUCCAUGGAAGGUGGAGAGGGGAAGGGAGAGGAAAAAUUAGUUUGUGGCAAUGGGACGGUUGUGAGGGAACAGGUUGAGGAGGGUGCAGAUGGGUUCAGUGAGCAGGGAGGACCGACAGGAGCAGACGGCAAGGUAGAGGCAGAAGCAAGGGAAGAGAGAGCAUCAGGGGUGGCGAAUUCAAGACGCGUGGGUGAAGUGGGAAUUCAAGAAAAUCCUGAGAGGGUUGCUAGGGACAAGCCUAACGCUAGAGAGCCUAGCAGCAGGCCUGACUCGGAAAAGCACAUGAGUCUCAGCGGGUCUGAGAAGGACGCGAGCCUUGCUAGAGUCAAGCCUAUACAGCUCAUAAGUAGGCUUGACUCAGAGAAGCACGCCGCCAGCCUUGGCGCUGAGAAGGACGCGAGCCUUGACGUGACUCAUGUGCCGUGGGGAGCCAAUAGCAGCGAUCUCGUUGCCGAAGCUCUCAAGCGAGCUGCCGAAGCUGGAGUGCGGCUGGCAGCCCGAACUAGUCAAGCAGCAUGCUCCAAUGCGCUCCAUUCCACCCUCCUCGCUGCCGCACCCCUCGCCCCUGAUGCUCUCGCCCAUACACUUCCCAAGAAGCUCAACAUGCUCCUGGGACUUGUGCCUGUGCACCUGCUAUCCCAAAUCCCUUCCCCACUCACCAACAUGCUCCGAUGUGCUCCAUUCCACCUUCGUCAAUACCGCGCCCCUCCCCACUGCCUCUCUCUCAUACUUCCAGAUGAACUCAAUAGGUGCCAGCUGGUCGUCCGUGCUGCACAGCAGCAGCACCGGCGCCAGGGGCUGCAUAGGAGGGAGCAGGCAGGCCGACGGGGGUACGCAGGUGAGACAAUGUGA
This is a messenger RNA of Closterium sp. NIES-65, 1386 nucleotides long. The record is from the annotation of a GenBank genome assembly. NCBI's taxonomy places the organism in Eukaryota, Viridiplantae, Streptophyta, Zygnematophyceae, Desmidiales, Closteriaceae.